This is a messenger RNA of Mesorhabditis belari, 3834 nucleotides long. NCBI's taxonomy places the organism in Eukaryota, Metazoa, Nematoda, Chromadorea, Rhabditida, Rhabditidae. The record is from the annotation of a GenBank genome assembly.
AUGGAUUCCGAAGAUGAAUUUUUCUCGGCCUCCUCUGGAGACGAAGAGGCACCAGCUAAAACAAAAGCAUCAAAGAAAACAGAUACUCCAAAAGCAGAACAAGUCCAAGGGGAAAAGCACACGAUCAAAUCGAUCCCCUCAGAACCAGAGCUACUCGAGGCACCCAAGCAAAAGGAAGAGAAUGUCUUUGUUGAGCUACGAAAACCAUCCACAGAUGAGUCGUCAGAAGAAGCAUCAGUUACAUUGAACGAGGUGGAAAAAGAGAGCAGCAGUAGCGAGGAAUUCGUCGUUACUGAUCUCCCGACACCGAUCACAUUGUCGGAUGAUACAAGUGAUAGCAAAUCAAGUGAAGAGAAAUCUGUGGAGGUUGAGCUAAGGAAUGAGGAAACAAAGCCUGCUGAGGAACCUGAAAAAGAAAAGGAGAACGAAUCAUCGGGAUGGGAUGCUUGGGGAGAUGAAGACACGAAAACAGUCGAAGAAUCGAUUUCUUCGGUGCAAAUUUCCGAGAACAAGAUCGAUGAGAAGAAAGAUCCGACAGAAGAAGUGGAGGAAGGAGAAGAGAAUUGGGAUUGGGGAAAUGAUGGAUGGGAGACUGAAACGAAGAAAGAAUCGACGCAGAAGAAGCCGGACUCAACGCCAGCAGGUUCGAUGAAAUUGGGCAAAGCGAAGACGAACGAGCCAGCAGGAUGGGGUGGAUUCGCCAGCGCAUUGGGUAAAACAUUUUCCUCAGCCGUGGAAAACACUUUCGGCCUGCCGAGCGCGGAAGAGUUUGCUCAAAAAGAGAGAGAAGUUGAAGAAAAUGAGACGAUCGAGGAAGGGACAAAAGAAACGCCGAAAAGAAGCGCUUUUGAGGCAUUGGCUGGGAUAAAGCAAAGCAUCUGGAGAAAGAAGUGCUCAGAAGGCUCCACUUCAUCAGCUUCUCCUUCAACCGUUCCCUCAUUUGGCCUCUUCUCCGGCCUUGUCACAGGUGGACUCGAUGCACUUGAAGCAAUCGGAAAGAAGACUUUUGAGACGUUAACGGUUAAAGACAAAAAAGGCCGAAGUCGUCUCUUCUUUGAUCAAUCAAGCGAUGAACCAUUGUCAGAUCUUCUCAAAAGAAUCAAAGACGAACAGUCUUCGCAAGAGAUACGAUCAAACAUCGUGCCGGUUGUCGACUUUUUGUCGCUCAUCGGCGCCACGACGACAAUGCAAAAUGUUGAGGCUUUAGAGCUGUUGACUUCUUCAAAAGGAAUCCCGACUAAUUCCAGAACAGUUAACGAGCUUUUAACGUCCAUUGCUCACAAAGAUGUGCCCGAUUCAUCGAUGCUUGAGGCAAAUCUUCGACGUGUUGUGAAGUCUUUAUGCUCUACAAUUGAUCCAAGUGCUACGAUAAACGUUUAUGAAGAGGCUUGCAACAAAAGUUUGGAGGCAAUGAUUCUCGAAGCUGAAGAAGCGUACAAGACUUCGGUGAAUGGACUCGUUUCGGUGGUUGAGGCGUUUGUUCAGAUCCUUUCCAAAGUCACCCAAAUGAUCUUCGCCACAUCGGGAAAAGCGAACAAGACCAAUUUUCUAGAGUUUUGUGGCCUGUUGACGGGAGCUCUCGUUCAAUUGGAAACUGUUGCUACAAAUCUCCCAUCUGGCACAUACCAGGGUGAUGAUGUCGCGACUCGUUUCCUCGUCGAUUGCCAAUCAGCACAAGAAUUACUCGAAAGAAUCUUCAGGCUUUCGAUCACCGUUCUUUUGGACAAAUCAAACGUCUUCUACGUGAUUUAUCGCCCGACGAAAAAAGUGAUCAUCAAAAGUAUGCCGGAGGCUGAGGGGAAAAUCAUCGCCAAUCGACUAAAUCUUCUCUUUGCUGGACUGUACGAUGACCCAAUCCGACAAUUGCCUGACAACGAGCUGGAGCGAAUCGCUGUAUUUACUCUCAAAAAUCCGAGUUGGACUGAGAUCCAUUUGGCGGCGGCGCUCGGACUGACCCGAACGCUGAGCUUUCUCUUCGAAAGAGACGCUGUUGUGGUUGUGAACACGCCCACCGAGGACGGACUUUUACCGCUGCACAUUGCUUGCGAGUACAAUCAGUAUGAAGCGGCCAUGUUGUGCACAAAAGCCGGCGCUCAAGCUUCAAAAAUGAACGCUCGAGGGCAAACAGCGUACCAUUUAGCGGCAAAAAGUGGAGAUAUGAGAUUAAUGAAGGCUCUUCUGUCGACAAAUACAGCGCAAGCCAUUCAACUUUGUGUCACCGCCGAGGACAUGUCUGGUUUCACUCCACUCCAAGAGGCCAUCUGCAAUGAGAAUCUGGAAGGAUUACAGGUGAUUCUCUCGGAUGUAAUCGCUUGUCGUGACGCCAAAAAGCAAGUGCUUCGUUGUCUUCAGCACUACGUCGUUAAAGAUUACGAUAAAUGGAGAAAAAUCGGCAUCCUCGUGUGCAGUUCACAACUCGAUUGGUUGAUCCAAAUGGACCUGUCCGGGGACACGAUUUUGCACAAACCACUUCCGGAUCCCGAUAUUCUCCGUGUUUUGUGCCUAUUCGCGGACAGGAGCUGUUUCGAGCUGCCAAAUGGCAGUGGACUGACCCCGUUGCAAGCAGCCAUCAAUCGCGACGACUUGGCAGCUUGUGUGUGCUUUGUUUCGUUCGGGGCUGAUGUGAGCAAAAAAACGGCUAAAGGCGAGACGUGUGCUCAAUUGGCGUUACAAAAAGCCCGCCCGAUGAUCUUGCAACUCCUGAUCCUGCUCGGCGCUCAAAUGGAGCCCUCCGAUUUACAAUUUGCGCAAGAAAAACAUAAACCACAACUCCGAAAAAUUUUCCAAACAGCGUUGGAGCCGAAGCUGCAAGAAGCGAUGAGAGAUCAUCUGUUACCGGAUAAUACAAUCAAAAUCCGAGACGCUUUAAUGAGCAAACCGAAAACGAAUCGAAAAAUCGCGCUCUCGUUGGAUGGAGGUGGUAUUCGGGGACUAGUCGAAGCACAAAUGCUUUUCGAGCUCGAGCGAUUGACGGGAAACUCGAUCGUCUCGAAUAUUGAGUGGCUAGGAGGAACAAGUACUGGAUCGAUUUUGGCGAUCGGACUUGCAUUGGGGAGAUCGCCCGCCGACUGCAUCCGCCUCUAUCUUCGUUUCAAAGAUGAAGUGUUUAGGGGAGAACGUCCAUAUUCUCCGGAAACUCUCGAGGCGUGCCUCAUCGGUGAAUUCGGGACAGAUCGCAAGUUUGGUGACGUGAAAAAGAGACUACUGGUAACGGCUGCUCAAGUGGACGUAAGUCCAGCUGAAAUCGUGCUCUUCCGAAGCUACGACCUGCCAAACGAGUCAGCGAAAAACUUUGCGAAACUCGGAAAUGGCAGAGAUAUCAAAUUGUGGCAAGCGGCUAGAUGCUCCAGUGCGGCUCCCACCUAUUUCACAGCCCCAUUCGGCGUUUACAUGGACGGGGGCCUGAUUGCAAAUAAUCCGUCAGCCGAAAUUCUCUCCGAUAUUCAAAUGAUGGAAACAUUGGGAGUCAAUGAGGAAAAACCAUCACUUUUCUUAUCACUUGGUACCGGGAUCCCACCUUUACGUCGAAUGAAUGAAAGUCAGCCAAAUGGGGGAAUUUGGCAGAAGCUGAUGAAUCAAUUCAAUCUUAAUUUAAUGCAUACAUUACACAUGUUGACUGAACAAAUCUCAGCCGCUAACGGUGUAAUCGUGAGUCGAUCAGCCGGUUUCUCACUCGCUUUGGGCAUCCCGUUCUUCCGUUUUUCUCCUCCUCUCCCAUCGGAUAUUCAAUUGGAUGCAAGAGAUGAUGAAAUUCUGAUUGAAAUGCUCUGGAUUGCGAGGAACUACAUCUACACCCAUCCGGACAUCAAAAAGAUUUGCGAGUACCUGAAGCAA